AGUUGUUAGCAAAGGACAAGAAACUAUGCCAUCGCCCGUAGUAGAGCUUCCGUAAUGGACAGUGAUUUUUUGAAACAAGAAACAAACGAAACAGAUGGUGCUGUCUCACAAUACAAACAUUUUUGAGUUCUUGAAUUCUUGACCUAAUCAGUCACUUAUUCAUUCUCUUUUCUUUAUCAGUACAUUUACAUUUAUACAUCCCCAUCUCGCAUCUUCAACCUCUCUUUCUUUUUAUCAAUAGAUUGGCACCGUUUUUAGAGACAAGACAGAGUAUAAGUAUAGUGGCUGACUGGCUGAUGACUAAGACCAACCAUCACUAUACUUUUCACUAUUUAAUUUGCAAGGUAUAGGGGUUUAGAGAAAGAAAGAGGAAAAAAAAAAAGAAAAAAGAAAAAAGAAAAACGGAAAAGAAAAUGGAGCAGACAGUGGCUUACAAGGAGUACUUAGCCGGUUUACUUGCCGGAGUUGCCACAGUUAUUACCGGUCACCCCUUUGACACAGUCAAGGUGAAGCUGCAAAAACACAAUACAGAAGCUCAUGGAAUUAAGUAUCGAAAUAGUCUGCAUUGUACUGCUAGGAUUCUACAGACUGAAGGAGUUAAAGGACUUUAUAGGGGGGCAACAUCAUCAUUUGUUGGGAUGGCUUUCGAGAGCUCACUUCUUUUCGGUGUUUAUUCUCAAAGAAAGCAGUCCUUGCAGGGAGGACUGCAUAGUGAUGUGCCCAUUCCCCAAGUUAUAAUUCCCUCGGCAGCUUAUGGUGGAGCAAUUAUCAGUUUUGUAUUAUGUCCAUCUGAGCUAAUAAAGUGUAGGAUGCAAGUUCAAGGCACUGAUAUUUUGGUUCCAAAGUUCAGUAGAUACAGUGGCCCUCUUGAUUGUGCUCAUCAAACAGUGAAACAUGAUGGGGUUUCAGGCAUCUUUCGAGGAGGUCUUGCGACAUUGUUAAGAGAAUCUUUUGGAAAUGCAGUCUUCUUUAGUGUCUAUGAGUAUGUCCGUUAUUACAUGCAUUUACAAUUGAAGGACUCUUCAUCUAACCACAGCCACUUGAUUGACAUGGGAAUUGGAAUUAUGAGUGGUGGCCUUGGUGGUGUAGCUUUUUGGUCUGCUGUUUUGCCAUUGGAUGUGGCAAAAACUGUUAUCCAGACUGCUCCAGAUAAAAGCUUCACCAGAAAUCCAUUUCGAGUACUGAACUCCAUUUACAGGAGGGCUGGACUUAGAGGAUGCUAUGCAGGUUUGGGUCCAACAAUAGUGAGAGCAUUUCCUGCUAAUGCAGCUGCAAUUGUCACCUGGGAGCUUGCCAUGAAAGUGUUGGGGAUCAGGCAUGAUUAAGUAUGUUUUUAGUUACCUAAGUCAUAAUAUUUAGUACCGUUAUUAGCUUUGCUGGUUAGCAAACUUUUAUUUUGAUCGACAAAGCGGACUACAGACUGGGGUGUAACUGAUAUAAAAUUGAAACUUCACUUAUUAUAUCUUGAAUUAGAGUGCUCUGACAUAUUGGUUUGGCAGAGCAUCUCAUAUUACCCCAAAUUUUAGUGAAGGAGGUUUGCAAACUAGAGUGUAGUCUGGUUUAAGAUGUUGAUUCCUGCUAAAGUACAUUAACCUAGGUUGUGGGAAGGAUUUACACUAAAUUCAAAUUGUAACAACAAGCACUUUUUUUGUUAUCAUUAUUGAUUUUCAACAAGUUUGUAUCA
Molecule: messenger RNA, 1684 nt
Organism: Ricinus communis (castor bean)
Lineage: Eukaryota; Viridiplantae; Streptophyta; Magnoliopsida; Malpighiales; Euphorbiaceae
Product: mitochondrial arginine transporter BAC1
Exons: 8
Coding region: 414-1325 (303 amino acids)
Biological process (GO): mitochondrial L-ornithine transmembrane transport
Molecular function (GO): L-ornithine transmembrane transporter activity
Source: RefSeq, a predicted model, not a curated record